Lentinula edodes (shiitake mushroom) is the source of this 1744-nucleotide messenger RNA. Its product is annotated as Flavocytochrome c. The record is from RefSeq and is a predicted model, not a curated record. Gene Ontology annotation, molecular function: oxidoreductase activity; FMN binding. The transcript is spliced from 7 exons. NCBI's taxonomy places the organism in Eukaryota, Fungi, Basidiomycota, Agaricomycetes, Agaricales, Omphalotaceae. The coding region runs from base 177 to 1676 and encodes 499 amino acids.
AGUUACAGUAUCAGCAAAGUACAGGUAUAGCGGACCUAACCUUCUAUGUCAAGUCAUGGCCCAGAGCUAUUCUGCUUUUGAAACGUUCAAAAUCCAGAUUCUCCAUAGAUGCUAAUCUAGACCUUAUAGCCUUACAUUCCUUAUAAAUCCUCCCGAAACCCAGUGAGAAGGAUCAUAUGCCCACAACUCCAUUCAGAUUCCUUGUUUCAGUCCUCGUGGCUCUUCUCGCCCUCGCUUUGCUAAAAUCACCAGAAAUUUACUGGAAGCUCUCAAUGGAUCCGGUCAUUGUGGUCGGCGGGGGACUCAGCGGAUUGAGCGCUGCGCACUCUGUAUUGGAACAUGGAGGGAAGGUUGUGCUACUCGAUAAGAAGCCAGCUUUAGGUGGGAAUUCUGUCAAAGCAAGUUCUGGGAUAAAUGGUGCUGGAACGGAGAGCCAGACGCGUUUGAACAUCAGCGAUUCUCCGCAGAACUUCUACGAUGAUACACUCAAAUCCGCAGGUUCUGAACACGCCCGACCUAACCUGAUUACUGCUCUUACUUCCAAUUCUGCUCCUGCGAUCGAGUGGUUAAUCAACAAUUUUGGUGUUGAUCUCUCACUCGUAUCAAUGCUGGGAGGUCAUUCCACUCCGCGGACUCACCGAGGGACAGGCGGUGCUCCAGGUUGGGCAAUAACCUCUGCGUUGAUGAAAAGGCUAGCAGCGGAAGAGGCGAAAUCCGAGAAGAGAGCAAAUAUUCUGAAGAGUGCGAAAGUAGUGAAGCUUUUGCAGACCGGAGACAAGGUUACGGGGGUAGAAUAUGAAGACGGGCAAGGCCAGAAAGUAAAGCUUGCGGGCUCAGUCGUGAUAGCUACUGGUGGUUUUGGAGCUGACUUUUCACCUGCCGGUCUGAUCGCUACGCAUCGUGCGGACCUCAUGCAACUGCCAACUGUGAAUGGAGAUCAUGCAACUGGUGACGGUCAUGUUCUUGUUACAUCGCUUCCUUCUCGUUCGGGAGUUCUCAUUGACAUGAACCAAGUACAAGUUCACCCAACAGGAUUCAUUGAUCCUGCUCAGCCUGAUGCAAAGACCAAAUUUUUGGCUGCUGAAGCUCUACGGGGCGUGGGAGGUCUCCUCCUGAAGAACGAUGGAUCUCGAUUUGUCGACGAGAUGGAGAAGCGGGACUUGGUUACAGCCAAAAUGUGGGAAGUUAUUCAGAAUGGGCAAGGACCGGUCAGGCUCGUCCUGGGUGUACAAGCCGCUACGGAACUCAAAUCACAUUGUGACUUCUAUCUGUCUAAAGGGUUGAUGAAGAAGUUCGCCAAUCUUCAGGAACUAGCCGAGAGUAUGGAAGUCUCAUUAACAGACCUGCAUGCUACAUUCACCUCUCACAAAUCGUACGCUUCGGGACAGGAAAAGGAUCCGUUCGGUAAAACCCACUUCCAUAACUCUGAUAUCAAUAUCGAGGAACCGUUCCUUGUUGCACUCAUCACUCCUGUCGUCCAUUAUACAAUGGGCGGUGUUCUGGUUGACGAACAAGCUCAUGUUUUGGAUGCUUCGGGCAAGCCUAUCCCCGGACUGUAUGCAUCGGGAGAGGUCAUCGGUGGCGUGCAUGGAAAGAACCGACUUGGAGGGUCUUCCCUAUUGGAAGCCGUGGUGUUUGGAAGGAUCGCAGGAGAGAUGGCCGCGAGGUCUCAGUAAAUAAUUAAUCGAUGCAUGUAUGUACUGUACAGGAAUUAUGAAAUGAAUGAAGCUUGUGGAAACUACAA